GUGGGACUGCCUCUGCACUGGCUGCUGCCUGUUUCCAUCGUAACAAAAAGGAAAAUCAAAAUUGAAAGCAAGAAAGAUAAGAAGUCCCAAGUCCCCCGGAAGAGCCUCAAUCAACCGGACGGCCCAGCACUCAAAGGAAACAAAACAAAAGGGGGAAAAGAAAAGAGAAAAAACAGAAGGGGCAAAAACCCCUCAAAGGGAAAAAGAAGAGGAUAGGAAGGGAGGAGAGAUGCGAUCGUGGUUGUGGCGGUGGUGGUGGGGGAGUAGUAUCAGAAGGACGUCGUCCGAUGCGGCAAAAGAAGAGGGAAGUGAGGAGGAAAGAGGUCGUUAAUGGCCUUGCAAAUGACUUGGCAGCCGAGUCUCCUCCACCAGAAACGCAAGAAUGGUCCUCCUCUAGGGUUGAAGAAUCUCGGCAACUCCUGCUAUCUCAACAGCGUCCUACAGUGCUUGACAUACACACCUCCCCUCGCCAAUUUCUGCCUCAAUCACCUCCAUUCUUCGCUCUGCGAUUCCGCUGUGGAUCGAAAACGCGAGUGCCCCUUCUGCAUACUGGAGAAGCGAAUUGUUCGGUCUUUGAGCAUGGAUCUCACCCAGGACGCUCCCUCCAAGAUCCAGAGCUGUCUCCGGAUAUUUGCAGAACACUUUCGAUUGGGGCGGCAAGAGGAUGCCCACGAGUUCUUGCGUUAUGUAAUUGACGCCUGUCACAACACUUGCCUUCGUCUCAAAAAGUUGAGGCGCAAGGGGAACAACGAUAAUGGGCCCUCUACUACUAGUGUGGUCAAGGACAUCUUUGGGGGUGCUCUGCAGAGUCAGGUCAAGUGUCUCUCUUGCGGGGCUGAGUCCAACAAGACCGAUGAGAUUAUGGAUAUAAGCCUUGAUGUCUUGCAUUUCAAUUCUCUUAAACAAGCAUUACAAAACUUUUUCCAGCCUGAGGUUUUGGACGGUAACAACAAGUACAAAUGUGACAAUUGUAAGAAAUUGGUGUCAGCAAGGAAGCAAAUGUCUAUUCUUCAAGCACCCAAUGUCCUUGUAAUCCAGCUCAAGAGAUUUGAGGGCUUAUAUGGUGGGAAGAUUGAUAAGCUGAUUGCAUUUGAAGAAGUUUUGGUGCUCUCGAGCUAUAUGAACAAAGCAAGCCAGGAUUCACAUCCCGAGUAUAACCUUUUUGCUACUAUUGUGCAUUCAGGCUACUCACCUGAGUCAGGACACUAUUAUGCAUAUAUCAAGGAUGCAAUGGGUCGCUGGUAUUGCUGCAACGAUUCUUAUGUUUCACUUUCAACCCUGCAGGGGGUUUUGUCAGAGAAGGUUUACAUUCUUUUCUUUUCUCGUACUAAUGCAAGGAUCUCACCCCCCAGCAAAGCUUUUGCGUCCCAUAAUGUGAAGAACCGAGAUUGCAAUGGCAACAAUACAUCUAAAAAUCCAAGGACAGCUCUUCCAGUGAAAACAAGGCAUACAAAACAAAAUGUCGAACAUUCCUCUGGAAUGGAUACUUCCACUAUAUCUAAGGUUGAUAAGGUGCCUUCUAGCCUACAGAUUAAAUCGAAUAGCUUUGAAAAAACUGUUUCCAAGAGGGUUCUUGCAACUGGUAAUGGAAAACUUGAUGUGCAUAAGAAUCAAAUAUUGGAAAAGAAUGGGGAUGUGGUGGAGAAAAGCGAGAAAGGUACGCCAUCUUUAGCAAACAGCAAUGGUUUUAGUAUAAAUAAAAGAGUUGAUGCUGCUGAUAGCGUGAAUGGCUUUGUAUCUGCAAAUGAAAAUGAUAAACUUCAGAAUAUUAGUGGUAAUUCGGGAAAAGUGGAUUUGUAUGAGGGUAAUGUUGUGAAAAGCAGGAUGACAGCAGAAGGAAGGUCUAACUUCCAUGAAAUGCAUAAUGGUGGUGUCAAAUGUCCCCCUGGUGUUUCAGGGGUUAAGAGAAAAUCACAGGACAAGGGUUCAUGCAUUUUACUUGCACAAGAUGCUCAUUCUCUGGCAAAAGUUGAAGAAUUCAAAGAUGGUCUCAAGAAGGAAGCUUCUUUGGUUCUGAGAUCUUGUGGUUGGACGGAUAGGCUUUAUAUUUUCAUGCAUUCAAGGAAGAGGUUAUGCGCUCAAAAAUCAGGAGACCCUCCAAGCAGCAAUGAAUCAAAGAAGUCAUUUAUUGCUGAUGCAAAACAAUCUUUCAUCUCACAAAUUCCUGAGUCACUGAAAGAGAAGCUGAUUGAACGUCUAAAAUCAUUCAGCCAGGAGAAACAAGUUUCAGGUCCUUGAACAAGAGCAUGACUCUUGACAUUUGUUGCUGCCAGGAGCUUGGUAUAUAAUCUGUAUUACUAGUAGAUGUUUCAGUGACGGCGAUAUCUUCCAUGGAACAGUAACUCUGGGUGCUUUACCAGCCAGGAAUUGAGAUCAAAAGCUGAGUCCAAAUCUUGCCAGAAAUUUUCCUUUGCAGUUGGUUUUGGCAGAGAAAAAGUCCAAAUGAAUUUUAUUCAUUUGUAUGAUAUAUCCUUUUUGGCAGUAUUUUUAGCAUUUAUCCCAAUUUUAUGAGUACAUCGCCAAAUUUUCCUGCAGAAUGUGGCCUGGUAGGAUCUCGACAGUCAUAUGCCUUCCUUAGUUUUUCCAUCUCAAGUAACUCCUCACUCUCACUCACUCUCUCUCUCUCUCUCUCUCUCUCUCUCUCUCUCUCUCUCUCUCUCUCUCUCCUCCGCUUACCAAAUAAAGACUACAUAACUUGUAGAAGUUCAGUAUUUUAAAACUACCCAAUAACUUCAAAAGCUAUUCAAAGUCUGCAAAA
Messenger RNA from Vitis riparia (riverbank grape), 2758 nucleotides. RefSeq names its product ubiquitin carboxyl-terminal hydrolase 25. Gene Ontology annotation, cellular component: nucleus; cytosol. The transcript has 10 exons. Gene Ontology annotation, biological process: protein deubiquitination. The record is from RefSeq and is a predicted model, not a curated record. The coding region runs from base 331 to 2238 and encodes 635 amino acids. NCBI's taxonomy places the organism in Eukaryota, Viridiplantae, Streptophyta, Magnoliopsida, Vitales, Vitaceae. Gene Ontology annotation, molecular function: cysteine-type endopeptidase activity; cysteine-type deubiquitinase activity.